Messenger RNA from Raphanus sativus (radish), 824 nucleotides. RefSeq names its product basic leucine zipper 43-like. The coding region runs from base 145 to 705 and encodes 186 amino acids. The record is from RefSeq and is a predicted model, not a curated record. Gene Ontology annotation, molecular function: DNA-binding transcription factor activity. NCBI's taxonomy places the organism in Eukaryota, Viridiplantae, Streptophyta, Magnoliopsida, Brassicales, Brassicaceae. The transcript has a single exon. Gene Ontology annotation, biological process: regulation of DNA-templated transcription.
CAAGUUAAUUUGUGUCAUUAAAUAACAUUCAACACCUUAAGUUUAAGACUACACUAAUCUAUUAUGUAGACUAUCUCUCUCUCAUUUAUUCUCUCUCUAUUGGUAUUAAUUUCUGUUUCCUGCAUCAAAGAGAAUCCAUCUUUGAUGAUAACACAUCCGAAACCAUACAUGGAGUCUUCUAGUGUCCAUCGCUAUCACCAUUGUUUCGAUAUAUUCAAAGGAAUGCCGCCACAGGACGAUCAUAACUCGACAUUCCUACCAAACGCUAAGUUCCACGUCCCAUUGCAGUCACCAAACAUAUCAACACGCAGCAACAACAACCGCGUUCACUUAAACCCAAACGUUUACGAGGGAGCCGUUCCAGACGAGAGAAGGGCGAAAAGAAUGGUCUCAAACCGAGAAUCUGCAAGAAGGUCGCGUGUGCGGAAGAAGAAGCAGAUAGAAGAGCUGCAGCAACAAGUGGAACAGCUGAUGAUCAUGAACCAUAACUUGUCCGAGAAAGUCAUCAGCUUGUUGGAAAGCAACCACCAGAUCCUACGAGAGAACUCGCAGCUAAAGGAGAAAGCCUCUUCUUUUCAAUUGCUCAUGUCGGAAAUGCUGAUACCGGUGAGACAUGUGGAUGGCAGCAGCAGCAUCAGUGACCGUAACCCGAAUCAUCAUCUCAUAGGAGAAGACUUCGAGCCGGGCCAACACUUUCUUUGGUAGGUAAACAAACAAAAAAAAGUUUCAUGUUCUUGGUGUGUGCUAAGUCAGUAAGCAGUAGUACGAUUGACCAAACAUAUAUAAUGUGACUAUUACUUCCACACUAGAAAUUGCUUUGCAUA